UGCCCCGCCCCCCUCGUCCCCAACACUCCCCCCCCUCCCCGCCCCUCCGUUCGCGCGCGCGCGCGCGGAGCCGCCUCAGGAGAUCCAGAAGGCAGGACUGGGAAUGGGACGAAAUCUGUGAAGGAAGAAAUGUCUGGGAGAGGGAGACUGGCCCUAAUAGGAAGAAAGCUGAAGGUAAAGCAAAGUCUCUUUAAGAUGGAUAUAGAGAACUGCAAUGGCCGCUCGUAUAUGUCUGGUAGCGGGGACUCAUCUUUGGAGAAGGAUUUCAGUGGGGCCCCAGUGGGGCCCUCUGUGAGCACCCCAAAUAGCCAGCACUCUUCACCCAUCUGCUCUCUUAGUGGUAAUUCCAUCAAGGUGGAGAUGUACAGCGAUGAAGAGUCGAGCCGACUGCUGGGGCCAGACGACCGGCUUCUGGAAAAGGAGGACAGUGUGAUUGUAGAAGACUCGUUGUCUGAGCCCCUGGGCUAUUGCGAUGGGAGCGGCCCAGAGCCUCACUCCCCUGGUGGCAUCCGACUGCCCAACGGCAAGCUCAAGUGUGACAUCUGUGGUAUGGUCUGCAUCGGGCCCAAUGUGCUUAUGGUGCAUAAGCGCAGUCACACGGGUGAGAGGCCCUUCCACUGCAACCAGUGUGGUGCCUCAUUCACCCAGAAGGGGAACCUGCUGCGCCACAUCAAGCUGCACUCAGGGGAGAAGCCCUUCAAAUGCCCCUUCUGCAACUAUGCCUGCCGCCGGCGAGACGCUCUCACUGGCCACCUCCGCACCCACUCCGUCUCCUCUCCAACGGUGGGCAAGCCCUACAAGUGCAACUACUGUGGCCGGAGCUACAAGCAGCAGAGUACGCUGGAGGAACACAAGGAGCGGUGCCAUAACUACCUGCAGUCUCUCAGUACUGAAGCCCAGGCCUUGACUGGACCUCCAGGUGAUGACAUGCGCGACCUAGAGAUGGUGCCAGACUCCAUGCUACUACACUCGUCCUCCGAGCGGCCAACCUUUAUCGACCGCCUGGCCAACAGCCUAACCAAACGCAAGCGUUCCACCCCGCAGAAGUUUGUGGGUGAGAAGCAGAUGCGCUUCAGCCUCUCCGAUCUCCCCUUUGACAUGAAUUCAGGGGGCUAUGAGAAGGAUGUGGAGCUGGUAGCACAUCCCAGUUUGGAUCCCGGCUUUGGCUCACUAGCCUUUGUGGGAACAGAACACCUACGCCCACUCCGCCUUCCGCCUGCCAACUGCAUCUCAGAGCUCACACCUGUCAUAAGUUCUGUCUACACCCAGAUGCAGCCCCUUCCUGGCCGACUGGAGUUACCUGGAACCCGGGAAGCCGGCGAGGGGCACGAGGACCUGGUUGACGGGGGCCCCCUCCUCUACCGGGCUCGGGGUCCCCUGGCUGACCCUGGGGUCUCCCCCAGCAAUGGCUGCCAGGACUCCACAGACACAGAGAGCAACCAUGAGGAGCGGGGUGGGGGAAUUGUAACGACCCCUCAGUGUCCCCCAAAUCAGCCAGCUUCUGCUCUGGUUGUGGGGAGCCGGCCCAGCCCUGCCUACGCCAAAGAGGACCCCAAGAUGCAGGAAGGGCUCCCCCGGAGUGCCCCCGGCUCUGCCAAGGACAUGCUGCGGGUGGUGGGUGAGGACGGAGAGCCAGUGAAGGCCUUCAAGUGUGAACACUGCCGCAUCCUCUUCCUGGACCACGUCAUGUUCACCAUCCACAUGGGCUGCCACGGCUUCAGGGACCCUUUUGAGUGCAACAUCUGUGGCUACCACAGCCAGGACCGGUACGAGUUCUCCUCCCACAUUGUCCGAGGGGAACACAAGGUGGGCUAGUGCUGUCCGGCCUCCCCUGCCGUCUUCUACCCGUCCCUUCAGAGGUGUCCGGCCCUCCCAUCUCACCCCCACCCCCACCCCACAGUCCACUUUUCUAUCCGACUAAGUUUUGCUUUUGUAGCCUGUGUGACGCACAGACGUAGUCCCUGGCUGCCUGAUUUCACACUUGACUCCUCACCAUUCCUCCCCUCUCCUUUCUCCGAGUUGCCAAGCUGAUUUAUUUAAGCGUUGUGAUGAAA
This is a messenger RNA of Monodelphis domestica (gray short-tailed opossum), 2054 nucleotides long. It is a transcript of the gene IKZF4, whose product is annotated as IKAROS family zinc finger 4. Gene Ontology annotation, molecular function: DNA-binding transcription factor activity; RNA polymerase II cis-regulatory region sequence-specific DNA binding. Gene Ontology annotation, biological process: regulation of transcription by RNA polymerase II. Lineage: Eukaryota; Metazoa; Chordata; Mammalia; Didelphimorphia; Didelphidae. Gene Ontology annotation, cellular component: nucleus. The record is from RefSeq and is a predicted model, not a curated record.